Molecule: messenger RNA, 7659 nt
Organism: Ostreobium quekettii
Lineage: Eukaryota; Viridiplantae; Chlorophyta; Ulvophyceae; Bryopsidales; Ostreobiaceae
Source: the annotation of a GenBank genome assembly
AUGGCCUGCGGCGAGGUCAGCCGCGGCGCCCUGGAAUCUUUCAAGGAUUUGGUGUCAGACCUAUAUUUUCCGGUGCUGAGGUCCAACGCGCAGUGGGGAAAGGUGCACGAGGACCAGGUGAAGGGGUUCCUCAACCUGGGCACCAAGUUUGUGAACCUACUGUCCGAGGCAGCCAACAGCCUGGUGGGCGGCAUUGAGCUGCAGCAGCCGGACGAGAGCUACCUGCAGAAGUAUGGCCUAAAUCCUGGCUCGUUCACGGCGGCGGCGGCUGAGAACGGUGCGUCCAAGGAUCUGGAUGCUUGCCUGCAGAGCUGGUGCCACACGGUGGAGGGCCUGCUGCAAGAGACGAGCAAAAGGCAGGAGGAGCAGGACGCGGGCCCAGACUCCGAGCUGGUGUUCUGGAGGUCGCGCAUGGCGAAGUUCAACGCCGUCACCGAGCAGCUGAAGACCAAGAAGAGCAGGCUGGUGCUGGGCGUGGGGAGCUCGAGCAGGUCGUCGGCUUACAAGAAGUGGAGGGCCUUGGACGUGAAGAUAACCGAUGGGGCCAAUGAAUCCAAGGACAACGUUAAGUACCUGACGACUUUGGAGAAGAGCUUGGAGCCCAUGUACACAGGUUCCCCUCAGGACAUCAUAGAUUGUCUGCCAACACUCAUGAACAACUUCAAGAUGGUGUACACGAUAGCGAGGUAUUACAGCACUCCUGAGCGCAUGACGACUCUUUUCAAAAAGAUGACAAACCAAAUGAUUAAAAACUGUAAACAGCACAUAAUGCUACACGGAAAACUGUGGGACCAGGACAAGCCGACGCUCAUUGCGAACAUGCAGAUAGCCAUUCGAUUGAACAAGGUCUAUCAGGAGCAGUACCAACUGACUCGAGACAGGCUUUCGGCUCAACCGAAGGCCAAACAAUUCGAAUUCGACGAGAGGGCAAUCUUCUUCAAGUUUAACUUGUUUGCGAAACGGCUGGAUAAACUCACGAACAUGUUCACGACGAUACACCAAUUCUCUUCGCUGGCUCACCACACCCACAUAGACGGCCUGGGCACGAUGAUGAAGAAUUUCUACAACAUUGUGGACGACGUGAAAAGGAAGCCGUAUGACCUUUUGGACUACAGCAAGAAUCAGUUUGACAGGGAUUAUCUGGAAUUCAAUGUGAACAUACAUGACUUGGAGAUGGCUCUCCAGGGGUUCAUCAACUCUUCUUUUGAGAACAUCACCUCCACGGAUCACGCAUUGAACCUGCUGCGCCAGUUCCAAUCCAUCCUCCAGAGGGAAAGCCUCAAGGCGGACCUCAACGCCAAGUACAUGGUCAUCUUUCAGAAUUACGGCCUUGACGUCGAUGCGGUGCAGAAGAUCUAUGAGACGCACAAAUCCAACCCGCCAGUCGUCAGAAAUGCGCCUCCCGUAGCGGGCAACAUCAUGUGGGCGCGGCAGCUCUUCCAGAGGAUCGAGAGGCCAAUGAAAAACUUUGCCGACAACAAAAUAAUUAUGUCCACCAAAGAGUCCAAGAGAAUUGUAAAGACGUACAAUAAGGUUGCCAGGGCUUUGGUGGAGUUCGAGACUUUGUGGCACCAGGCAUGGAUGAAGUACAUAGACCAAUCUAAGGCUGGGCUCCAGAGCACCCUGCUCAUUCGCCACCCCGACACGGGCGCUCUUCUUGUGAAUUUCGACAAAGGUAUCAUGCAGCUGAUCAAGGAGACGAAGUACCUUCAGGGUAUGGGCAUAUAUGUACCGGAGAGCGCCAGGGUUGUGUUGGUACAGGAGCGAAAGUUCAAGUAUUACUACAACAACCUCAUGCACUCGAUCAAAGAACACGAGAGAGUCAUGUCACAGAUCCAACCAGUUGUGAAGCCCCUCCUGAAGCCGCAUCUGGAUGACCUCGAGCGAAAGCUGUCUCCUGGAAUGUACAGUUUGACUUGGACUUCCAUGAAUAUAGACGGCUACUUGCACAGAGUGCACCAGGGGCUCGCGCGUCUGGAAGAACUUGUCAGGAAGAUCAACGAUCUGGUGCAAAACAGGGUAGAGGCCAAUUUGAAGGCAAUAAGCAAGACGGUUAUGGUGGACCUACCCAGCGAAAGGUCUUUCACGUAUGAAGAUUUCAUAAACACCCAAGGCAAGUUCAUAAAAAAGCAAGGCGAAAUGCUGGGAGUCAGGAACCGUGAAGUAUGCAGAUCCACGGAAGACGUCAUCCAGCUGAUUCGAACUUACCCCAGGGAGAACACUGACGUCACUCUCAAGGAGGAGGACUGCCGCAUGUUCCGGCGGCACUACAGCAACCUGAUGUACAGGGCGGUCCUGUCCGCCACCAAACACAGCUUCAAUGCCAUGAAGAAGCGUCUCGCUUCCAAGCGCUCGACCGGGAUAUUCUUCAUGGAGCGGCCGUUUUUCGACGUGGACGUUGAACUGAAGGUUCCAAAUGUGGCUAUGAACCCCAGCCUGGAAGAAAUACAGUGCGCCAUCAACACCACGGCGAAGGCAAUUCUGGGGUGCUCCCAAAAGAUCAACGCAUGGGGAAUGGAGGGGGGAGACGGGGGGACCUACUACGACAUGAUUGCGAAAGACAAGCAAGUCGUAAAAGUGGUUCUUCUGCUCACCGGGAGCGUGGAGGGCACAAAGCAGCAGGUCAUGCAGUACAUAUCCACGUUCGAUGUGUACUCAUUCCUGUGGCGCCAGAGCCUCCAGGAGGCGUACGAGAACUUCAUGACCACCAACCCCUCCCUGGAGGCGUUCGAGGCGGAGCUGAAGAAGUACAUGGCCAUAGAGACGGACGUCGCCAACAUACCAUCCAUCCACAACAUAGGGUCGCUCAGCCUGGAGACCCAGCCGCUGAAAUAUUCCCUCAAGGCGGAGGCUGCUUCCUGGAAGGCUCAGUUCGCGAAGAAUUUGCACAAGCAGGGAUCAGAGGAGCUCAAGUCUCUGGACAACUACAUUAGGGAGACGACCCUGAAACUCAGCAGGAAGGUGGAGGACUUGGAGGACGUUCGGAACGUCGUGGGUGUUCUUAAGGAGGUCAGGGAGAAGGAAGCGGACAUAGACAACUUGAUAAACCCCAUAGAGGAGAUGUAUGCCCUGCUCCUGAGGUACGAGGUGCGAGUGCCCAAGGAGGAAACCGACAUGGUUGGAGACCUACGGUACAGCUGGAAAAAGCUCAGAAAGCUGGCCACCGACGUCUCCGACUCGUUGGCGAGGCUGCAGGUCGGCUUCAAGCGCGAGCUGAUCAAGGAGGUCAAGGCGUUCGUGGUGGACGCGGCCAACUUUAGGAGCGACUGGGAGGAGAACGGCCCCAUGGUGGCGGGCCUGGACCCCAUGGAUGCCGUGGACAGGCUCAAGAAGUUCCAGCAGAUGUUCGAGGUGCGCAAGCGCAAGUGGGAGAACUACUCCAGCGGCGAGGAGCUCUUUGGCCUGAGCGUGACGCAGUACCCCGAGCUGGAGACGACCGAGAAGGAGAUCCAGAUGCUGGACAGGCUGUACAGCCUGUACGUCAACGUCAUCAGCACCAUCAAGGGGUACGGCGACUUCUUCUGGGUGGAUGUGGUGGAGCAGAUCGACGUCUGGGCGGAGCAGGUUAACGGAUACCAGGCCCAGGCCAAGAAGCUUCCAAAGGCGCUUCGGGAGUGGCAGGCGUACAAAGACUGCAGGAAGACCAUAGACGACUUCCUGGAAAUGUUGCCCCUUUUCCAGUCGCUGGCGCACAAGUCGAUGAGGGAGCGCCACUGGACGGACAUCAUGAAAAUCACAGGCAAGGAGCUGAACCUCGCCGAGGACGUUUUCAAGCUGCAGCACAUACUGGACUGCAACAUCCUCGAUUUUAGGGACGACGUUGAGGAGCUGGCGAGCGCCGCUGUGAAGGAGGAGCAGAUAGAAGUUAAGCUUAAGGUGGUGGACGGCGAAUGGGAGGACUUGAACCUUUCCUUCGCCGAGUACAAGACGCGGGGGCCCGUCAUUCUCAAGGGCUCGGACACAGCGGAGCUUGUCGAGAAGCUGGAGGAUUCUCAGAUGACGCUGGGUUCCAUGGCCACAAACAGGUACAGCGCCCCAUUCAGGGAAGAAGUCCAUGAGUGGAUUGUGAAACUGUCGACGGUCUCUGAGAUAGUAGAGCAGUGGCUGAUGGUCCAAAGCAUGUGGAUGUACAUGGAGGCGGUGUUCUCGGGAGGAGACAUUGUGAAGCAGCUCCCCCAGGAAGCAAAGAGGUUUCAGAACAUCGACAAGAACUACAUGAAGAUUGUCACCAGCGCUCUGGAGACGAUGAAUGUGGUCAAGACAUGCUACGGGAACGAGCUCAUGAAGAGCAUGCUGCCCCACCUGCUGGAGCAGCUGGAACUGUGCCAGAAGUCCCUCUCCGCCUACCUGGAAACCAAAAGGGCGGAAUUUCCGCGCUUCUACUUUGUCUCCGAUCCCACCCUGUUGGAAAUCCUGUCUCUGGGGUCCGACCCGCCUUCCGUGGUGCCUCACUUCCAGUCCGGGCUUUUUGACUCCCUCACGAACGUGACCUUCGAUUCAGUGGACAAAAGCAAGAUGCUGGAGAUGUUUUCCCAGCAAGGGGAAUGCGUGGAGUUCGAGCACGCGGUGGAGGCGAAGGGCAACAUCGAGGUGUGGCUGCAGAGGCUGGUUGACGGCAUGCAGGAAACGGUGAAGUGCAUCACCAAGAGGGCGUACAAGAAUGUUCAGGAAAUGGAACUGGAAGACUUCAUAUUCAGCCACCCUGCUCAGAUCUCCCUCCUGGGGAUCCAGUUUCAAUGGACCGCAGACACGCAGGACGCCCUGGCCAGGGCCAAAUCGGACAAGACGAUAAUGAACAAGAACAUGAAGAAGACGGACGCCAUCUUGCGCGACAUGGUGAACAUCACGGUGAAGACCGACCUGACGAAAAUUCAAAGGACCAACCUGGAGACCUGCGUGACCGUCCACAUGCAUCAGAAAGAGUCCACGGAGGACCUCGUCAAGAAGAAGGUGAAAGAUCCCACGGACUUCGAGUGGCUGAAGCAGUGUCGGUUCUACUGGCGGGAGGACAAGGACACCGUCAUAAUCUCCAUAUGCGACGUGGACUUCGAAUAUUCAUUUGAGUACCUGGGGGUCAAGGAGCGACUGGUCAUCACUCCUCUCACCGACAUUUGCUACAUUACCCUGUCUCAGGCGUUGGGGAUGUUCCUUGGCGGCGCCCCCGCUGGUCCAGCCGGAACCGGAAAGACCGAAACCACCAAAGAUCUGGGCAACACUCUGGGCAAAUACGUCGUCGUGUUCAACUGUUCAGACCAGAUGGAUUACAAGGGCAUGGGAAAGAUUUACAAGGGACUGGCCCAGUCCGGUCUCUGGGGAUGCUUCGACGAGUUCAACCGAAUCAACCUGGAUGUGCUCAGCGUGUGCGCUCAGCAGGUGUACUGCGUGCUGUCAGCCAUCAGGGAGAGAAAAAAGACGUUCCUGUUCACUGACGGCACCACAGUGUCCCUGGACCCGCGGGUGGGAUUCUUCAUCACCAUGAAUCCCGGCUACGCCGGGAGGCAGGAGCUGCCCGAGAACCUGAAGGCGUUGUUCCGAGGCGUCACCAUGAUGGUCCCUAAUCGGCAGAUCAUCAUGAAGGUGAAACUCGCUGCCUGCGGGUAUCAAGAAAACGACGCCCUCUCCAAGAAGUUUUUCGUGCUGUACGGUCUCUGCGAGCAGCAGCUGUCCAAGCAAGCGCAUUACGACUUCGGCUUGCGCAACAUUCUGUCGGUGUUGCGAACGGCCGGGGCGUCGAAGCGAGCCUGCCCUGGAAAUUCGGAAGUGUUUCUCAUGAUGAGGACGCUGAGGGACAUGAACAUGUCCAAGUUCGUUGCGGAGGAUGUCCCAUUGUUCCUGUCGCUUAUCGACGACCUCUUCCCAGGCCUGAAAGCCGACAGAGCUCAAUUUCCGGAGAUCGAGGGCGCCCUGAGGAACAUCGUCGACAGCAAGGGUCUCCAGCAGCACCCCACGUGGAUGAACAAGUGCAUACAGCUGUACGAGACGUAUCUCGUGCGCCACGGAAUCAUGCUCGUGGGACCCGCGGGCGCGGGCAAGAGCUCCAUUGUGGAGUGCCUGGCGGGCGCCCUCACCGAGCUUGGCCAAAAGCACGUCAUCUGGCGGAUGAACCCGAAGGCCAUCACCGCGCCGCAGAUGUUUGGAAGAAUGGACGCAACGACAGGCGACUGGACGGACGGGAUUUUCGCGGUCCUGUGGCGCAGAGCGGCCAAGGCCAAAAACCAGAACACGCUGAUUAUUCUGGACGGGCCGGUGGACGCCAUUUGGAUCGAGAAUCUCAACACGGUGCUGGACGACAACAAAGUCCUGACCCUUGCCAACGGUGACCGAAUAUUGAUGACGCCUUCCAUGAAGGCAAUGUUUGAGCCGGAGAACUUGAACAACGCGUCGCCGGCAACCGUGUCGAGGGCGGGAAUCAUAUAUGUGUCGGACUGUGAGCUGGGGUGGAAGCCCGUCGUGAAAUCGUGGCUGCAGAGGCGCCGGGAUCAGGAGUCUGCCAUUCUGCAGCCUCUGUUCGAUAAGUACGUGGAUCACAUGCUCGACUUCGUGAGACUGAACCUGAAGAACGUGCUGUUCAACGAGGAGGUGUGCCAAGUGAGCACGCUGACCACCCUCCUGGACAGCAUGCUGCAGCACUGCGUGAACACCAACGAGAUCCUCUCCCCCGACAAGUACGAGAAGGUGUUUUUGUUCUGCCUGGUCUGGUCGCUUGGCGGCCUUCUGGACAACAAGGACCGUCCUCAGUUCAGCCAGGAAGUGGCGUCCAUUGGGUCCAAUCUCCCGGAAAUGGACGAGGAGUCUCUGAUAUACGAGUACAAAGUGGACGACGCCAUGACAGAAUGGCAACACUGGAGAGAGUGCGUCCCUGUUUGGGAGUACCCGAAAGGGGUAGAGAAGCCCAAGUUCGCUCAGUUGGUCAUCCCAACAUUGGAUUCGGUUCGGUACGAGAAGCUGCUGCAAUUGUCCUACAACGUGGACUCCGCGACGCUGCUGGUGGGAGGUCCCGGAACCGCCAAGACGAGCACCAUAAAUCAAUUCAUGUCCAAGUUUAGCCCAGAAGAGACGAGCUCAAAGACGAUAACGUUCUCCUCCCUCACCACGCCACAGAUUUUCCAGAUGUCCAUUGAGGGCGCCGUUGAGAAGCGCCAAGGCAGGACAUAUGGGCCACCGGGAGGCAAGUCCAUGUGCGUCUUCAUCGACGACAUUUCCAUGCCGUACAUCAAUGAGUGGGGGGACCAGGUAACCAACGAAAUCGUGAGGCAGCUCCUAGAGCAGCACGGCAUGUACAGCCUUGAGAAGCCCAUUGGCGACAUGAAGUUUCUGGUGGACACAAGAUUCGUGGCGGCCAUGAACCAGCCAGGCGGUGGGAAAAACGACAUUCCAAACCGGCUGAAGCGCCGCUUCGUCAUAUUUAACGUGCCCCUGCCAUCUGUCGCCGCGAUCAACAACAUAUUUGGGACACUGGUCGAGGGGCGGUUUGACCCCAGCGCCUUCACUGAUGACGUCAUCCAGGUGGCGCAAAAGUUGGUGCCCAUGACAGUGACUCUGUGGAACAAAGUCCAGACCAAGAUGCUGCCAACUCCCGCUAAGUUCCACUAUCUUUUCAACAUGCGCGAGCUUUCUAAGGUCUUUCAAGGCGUCAUUCUGGCAUCAAGGGACAGGUGA